GCAAUAGUCACGUAGACCAUUCUGCGGAUUCUGUGUGCGCGUGUUAUUGUUUUAUUUUUUGAUUGAGUAACCUAUUAUUUUAUAUAAAGAGAUGAAGCCAUAAAAUUACAAUACGAAAUGGAAGAUAUAGUUCUUAAUUCUAGUGUAGUAGUGGUUCGUGCGAAACCUGAAGGACAGAGGAAGACGUUCAAACCAAAUAUUCGCUCACUAAAUAAAAUUCCUGAUGAUUUACUGAAUGACCCUUUGCUAAAUAGAGCCUGUGAUGCUCUGCCACAAAAUUAUAAUUUUGAAAUCCACAAGACAAUUUGGAGGAUACGAUCUAUUAAUGCUAAAAGGGUCGCUCUACAAAUGCCAGAAGCUCUGGUUUAUUUCAGGUUUAACAAUGUUUGCGACAACAAUAUGUGACAUAAUCGAGACUUUCACUGAAGCAGACACUGUGAUUAUGGGUGAUGUCACUUAUGGAGCAUGCUGUAUUGAUGACUUCACAGCCGCGGCACUGGGAGUGGAUUUAUUAGUACAUUAUGGUCACUCCUGUCUAAUACCCAUAGACCAAACAACUGAUGUAAAAAUUCUUUAUAUAUUUGUAGACAUAAAAAUUGACCCAUCACAUUUUGUAGAAACUAUCAAAGUUAACUUUCCUAAGGGCACUCAUUUAGCAUUAGUAAGUACUAUACAAUUUGUUACAACUCUACAUUCGGUAGCAAAACAUCUGCGAGGUGAAGAAUACUCUGUGACAGUUCCUCAAUGUAAGCCUCUAUCUCCUGGGGAGAUACUUGGUUGUACUGCACCCAAGUUAACUGCAGAUGUAAUAGUAUACCUUGGUGAUGGUAGAUUUCAUUUAGAAUCCAUAAUGAUAUCCAAUCCAACCAUUCCAGCUUACAAAUAUGAUCCUUAUGACAAAAAGUUCACAUCAGAAGCUUAUGAGCAUCAGUUAAUGCAAGCUAACAGAAUGAACCAGAUAAAAACAGCAGAGAGUGCCAACAGUUUUGGACUCAUUCUGGGAACAUUAGGAAGACAAGGUAGUCCAAAAGUAUUAGCAAAUUUAGAGAAACAAAUUAGCAAUUCUGAUAAGAAAUCUGUAAAAAUUCUGUUAUCAGAAAUCUUUCCUAGUAAACUUUCUUUAUUUGAUAUAGAUGCUUUUGUACAAGUGGCUUGUCCGAGACUCUCUAUAGACUGGGGUACUGCCUUCCCCAGACCCUUAUUAACCCCCUAUGAGUUCUCUGUUGCUUUAGGGAACACAAAAUGGCUAAUGGAAGAUGGAACCUAUCCUAUGGACUUCUAUUCAAAUGAUAGCCUAGGACCUUGGACACCAAACUAUAAACCAGUAUUUUGUUCAGGCACAGAUAAGAAAUGUGAUAAUUGCUGUAAUGGAAGAAAAGAUAAAUAAAAUAAAAAUAUUUAGUAUAGAAAAUUUAUAUUUACUUACUGGAAUAUUUGAUGGUAUAACAGCAGCAGUUUCACGAGCUUGCGUAAACACUUGAGAAUCCAAGAACUUGGAGGGGAAGGUCUCGGCAAAAUUAGGAAUCUGUAUGUCUCUAGUGUCUCUCCUAAAAAAUUUUUUAUUUAUUUAUUUAUUCACACGUACAAUUUCACAUGAACAAAUGUAACACACAUUAGUACAAGGGCACUGCUUAUUUUAAAUUGAAAUUUCUAUCAGCAGGCCCAAAUCAGGAAAAAAAAAUGUUAAUUGUUAGUGAUGCACAUUAAGAAUAUUUUACAGUAUAGCAUUUUGAUUGCCAAAUUGAUCAAAUAUAAUAAUGUACUUUAUAUAAUGAAGAACUGUUAAGUUAUUAAAUGAGCAUAUCUAACCUGUGCAUUAAGGCCACAGAAUAACAGUAGUUAAACAGUUGAGGAUUGAGGUUGGAUCUUGCAAAAACACAAGUAGACAGCAAUUGUUGCAACUCGUUAGUGGGAACACCUAUAAGAAUAUCUUGUUAACUUUCAAUGGAAAUAUUAUAUAUUUUAUUAUGUAUUUAUUUUCCUUCUAAUCUUAAUAGGAUAAUUGAUAAUUUUUAAUUUUGUACCUGUAAUUUUGAAUAUAUUGAAAUUAAAAGUUACU
Messenger RNA from Diatraea saccharalis (sugarcane borer), 2059 nucleotides. Lineage: Eukaryota; Metazoa; Arthropoda; Insecta; Lepidoptera; Crambidae. The record is from the annotation of a GenBank genome assembly.